UGAGUGAGAGUUCGACUUUGCCCUACUGUUCUCUUUCUCUUAUCAAGCCAGCCCGCCGCGCGAGCAACUCCGAAGUCUCUGCUCCAGCAGCGCCGAUUUUCUACAAGAAUGCUGGCUUCGUCGCGCUCCGAGAAGGAGAAGGCUGUGAACGUCCAGGUCCUCCUGCGUUGCAGACCUUUCAGCGAGGAUGAGCUUCGGAAUAAUGCCCCGCAAGUUGUUACCUGCAACGAAUUCCAAAAGGAGGUGGCUGUUUCUCAGGCAAUCGCUGGGAAGCAGUUUGACAGGGUGUUCACGUUUGAUAAGGUCUUUGGUCCUUCUGCUAAACAAAAGGACUUGUAUGAACAAGCCAUUACUCCAAUUGUAAAUGAGGUCUUGGAGGGUUUUAAUUGUACAAUUUUUGCAUAUGGUCAAACAGGCACUGGGAAGACAUAUACUAUGGAAGGAGAGUGCAGAAGAGCUAAGAAUGGACCGAAAGGUCAGUUACCUUUAAAUGCAGGUGUCAUUCCUAGAGCUGUCAAACAGAUUUUCGAUGCAUUAGAGUGUCAGCACACUGAAUACAGUGUGAAAGUUACCUUUCUCGAGUUGUAUAAUGAAGAAAUCACUGAUUUGCUGGCUCCAGAAGAGUUAUCUAAAAUUGCUUUGGAGGACAAGCAGAAAAAGCAAUUACCGCUCAUGGAAGAUGGAAAAGGAGGAGUUUUAGUAAGAGGCCUAGAGGAAGAAAUAGUAACAAGUGCUGAUGAAAUAUUUUCUCUUUUAGAGAGAGGGUCUUCAAAACGUCGAACUGCUGAGACAUUACUGAACAAACAAUCCAGGUUAGUGCUUUUACUUGUUUUUUUUUUAAUUGUUUUGAUUUCAUUUGUUACUUAUUCAAAACAUUAUGCCUAUUUCAGUCGAUCACAUUCCCUCUUUUCAAUUACCAUUCACAUUAAAGAGGCAACUCCAGAAGGUGAAGAGCUUAUUAAAUGUGGGAAGCUAAAUCUUGUGGAUCUUGCGGGUUCUGAAAACAUUUCUCGAUCAGGCGCUAGAGAGGGUCGUGCAAGAGAAGCUGGGGAGAUAAAUAAAAGUUUACUCACACUAGGUCGUGUUAUAACAGCACUUGUAGAGCAUCUUGGUCAUAUUCCAUACAGGGAUAGUAAGUUGACACGCUUGCUACGUGACUCAUUAGGUGGGAGGACUAAGACAUGCAUAAUUGCCACGGUCUCACCAUCUGUACACUGCCUUGAGGAGACACUUAGCACUUUAGAUUAUGCUCAUAGGGCUAAGAAUAUAAAGAAUAGACCUGAGGUAAAUCAAAAAAUGAUGAAGUCAACAUUAAUAAAGGAUCUAUAUGGUGAAAUAGAUCGCCUUAAAGCAGAGGUUUAUGCUACUCGUGAAAAAGUUGGAGUUUACAUUCCAAAAGAGAGGUACUACCAAGAGGAGGCUGAAAGAAAGGCAAUGGCAGAGCAAAUUGAACAAAUGGGCGUGGUGCUCGAAAGCAAUCAAAAGCAAAUAUACGACCUUCAAGGAAAGUACGAUUGUCAACUACAACAAUCUGCUAAUCUUAGUAAAAAGCUUGAAGCUACGGAGAGGAGCUUGGAUCACGCUAGCAAACUACUAGCCACUACAAAGGAAGAUCUGCAACAUGCCAAUUAUCAAUUGAAGGAGAAAGAUUUUGUUAUUGCAGAACAACGGAAGGCAGAGAAUGCUUUGGCACAUCAAGCUUGCGUUUUGAGGUCUGACUUAGAGAAAUCUAUCCAGGACAAUGCCUCAUUAUUUUCUAAAAUAGCUAGAGAAGACCAACUAAAUUCUACAAAUAGGUCAUUAGUUGACAAGUUUCAAGCUAAUCUGGCAGAGAGAAUCAGCACUAUUUGCAACCUUCUAGUUUCAUCCAUUAAACGACAAAAUAAACACCUACAGUCAAUUGAGAAUCUUAGCAAGUCAUGUUUAGAUUUUCAUGAUAAGGCACUAAGUGAAUUGAAAAAGAAGGUUUCUGCAUCAAGGGUAAUGUACGCUUCUCACAUAGAAGGAAUACAGAAUACAAUUUGUUUGAACAAGGCAACAAAUAAUGCAAGUCUGGAGGAGCUGUCAAAUAGUGCUUAUGAAAAUAGUUGUUCUCUUGACCAUCUACUUGCUCUAGGUGGAGCUGAUGCAAACUUGAUUUUCACUGAUCUACAAGGCACAUUAUCUAAUCUCAGAGGAGAAAUUGCACAAUUUGCACGGGAGCUUCGUGAGAGAUUCAAUGCAAGUUCGGAUCAUACAAAGGAGAUUUCCUGCUUUGUUUUUGAACUUAUUGACGAAUUAAGAGAAAAAUCUAAGAAGCUUCAGUGUCAUUCAAUUUGGGUUCAUGCAGUUCAAACCCACAGCAUUGCUGAAUUUCAAAAUGCCUAUGAGGAGCAAACAAGAUCUGAGACGGAGAAGCUUAUAGCUCAAGUGACAACGUUGGUUUCCGCUCACAUGAAUCGACAGAAAGAACUGGUUGAUGCAAAGCUCAAUGGGUUGAGAGAUACCGCCAUGGAGAACAAAAUAUUCCUAGACAAACACACAUCUUCUACGGCAAGUGUAACUGGCGAUGCCAAGAGGAAAUGGGAGGAAUUUUACAUGCAGAUGCAGCAUGAUUCCAAGGAUGGCUCUGACUUCUCUAGUGUAAAGCACUGUCGAUUGGAAGCCAUUCUUCAACAAUGCGUUAACACUAGCGAUACUGCAUCUCAACAGUGGCAGAAGGUCCAUGCAUCUGCAAGUGAAAUGAGCACCAAGAAUGUCAAAGACAUGGAGGCUCUUGUUAGGAACGCAAUGGAGAGCAAUGAGCAACAUGAUGUAGAGAUUGAUACCUUGCGUAUGUUAGCAGAGGAAGAUGCCAAGAGGAAUAGCACAGAUAUCAUUAAUCACAUUGACACUUUGUUGGAAUAUGAGAGGGAAUCAAUAUCUGGGGUGAUGGAAGCAGUGGAAGCUCACUCUUCAUGUCUACAGGAGCUUAGCGAAGAUCAUAAUGGCUUGGCUUCAAGUAUCAACUGCCACGCGAAAACAACUUUCCAGCAUGACUAUAUGGUUUAUGAGCCAAGUGGUGAAACUCCAUUGAGAUCUGAGCCAGAUGUGCCUACUAAGGGGACCAUUGAAUCACUUCGAACAAUGCCAAUGGAUGUCCUCCUUGAGGAGUUCAGAGAGAACAAUCCAUAUGAAUCCAGUAAGGAGCCCAAGCCUUCACUUAUUCCUCGCUCUCCCCUCAUCCAGCUGAACUAGGAAGGAAUUCAUGUUUGUUUGUUUUUUAUAUAAUAUAAUGGUGUUUUUCUAUGCUGAAUUCUAAGUGCUGGGAGUUUACUCAGCUCCCUUGUUUAUGUAGAGAUGGGGGAAAAUUUGUGUAUUAGAAGACAGAUGUCUUGAUUAAUUGACUUAAGUAUGAUUUGUUGUCAA
Molecule: messenger RNA, 3387 nt
Organism: Dendrobium catenatum
Lineage: Eukaryota; Viridiplantae; Streptophyta; Magnoliopsida; Asparagales; Orchidaceae
Product: kinesin-like protein KIN-5C
Exons: 22
Coding region: 109-3216 (1035 amino acids)
Biological process (GO): microtubule-based movement
Molecular function (GO): ATP binding; microtubule binding; plus-end-directed microtubule motor activity
Source: RefSeq, a predicted model, not a curated record